This is a messenger RNA of Panicum hallii, 669 nucleotides long. RefSeq names its product signal peptidase complex catalytic subunit SEC11C-like. Gene Ontology annotation, molecular function: serine-type endopeptidase activity. The record is from RefSeq and is a predicted model, not a curated record. NCBI's taxonomy places the organism in Eukaryota, Viridiplantae, Streptophyta, Magnoliopsida, Poales, Poaceae. The transcript has a single exon. The annotation marks the transcript as partial. Gene Ontology annotation, cellular component: signal peptidase complex; membrane.
AUUCUUCUGAAGAAGCUAAGCAUCGAUACAGAGCUUUAUGCCAACCCUGUCCCAGCUCAUCCUGCUCGGCGUGCUGCUGGCGCACGCACUGAUGGCCUACACCGCGGUGAAGGCGGCGGCAACCCCAUCCGAGCAGGCGACGUGGUUCUGUUCAAGCCGGCUCACGGCGACGUCCCGGUCGUCCACCGCGUCAUCGAGGUCCGCGAGCGCCAGGACGGCGGCGGCGGCGUCGACAUCCUGACGAAAGGGGACAACAAUGGCGUCGAUGAUUCUGAGUUCUUGUACCGCGGGUCGUGGCUGCACCGUCACCAUGUCAUGGCGAAGGCGGUCGGGUACUUGCCUAACGCUGGCUGGCCGAGCGUUGCCAUUGACGAGAAGCCAGUAGUUCGCAAAGUCGUCGUUGGAGUUCUGGGACUGGGAGUGCUAGUUACUGCACUUCUUUAACUGAUGCUGACGGAAGUGACCUGAUGAUUCUGCAACUCAACAAUGAUCCGGUUGUGGCCACUUGAAAUUGUAUUUAUUCUAGAAUAUAUAACGUGUGUAAAUUUCAAGCGGGGAAAAGAAAUCAUGUGCUGAUUAGGGUUUGUAGAUUGAUUGGAUGACCUUGUAAACUAUAUACUUCCUCCAUCCCAUUUUGAUUUUUCUAAAUAUAUAUAUCUUUUAGGCCAA